This is a messenger RNA of Phragmites australis (common reed), 2618 nucleotides long. Its product is annotated as putative receptor protein kinase ZmPK1. Gene Ontology annotation, molecular function: ATP binding; protein serine/threonine kinase activity. Bases 77 to 2470 code for a protein of 797 amino acids. NCBI's taxonomy places the organism in Eukaryota, Viridiplantae, Streptophyta, Magnoliopsida, Poales, Poaceae. Gene Ontology annotation, biological process: protein phosphorylation; recognition of pollen. The record is from RefSeq and is a predicted model, not a curated record. The transcript is spliced from 2 exons.
CUCAUCAAACUGGCUAAAGCUAACACAAGCACGAGCAGUACAUAAACAUGUACCGCCUGCCUGGCCAAAUCGAUCAAUGGUCAUUCGACUAGCGAACGCACCCUCAUUCGUAGUUUCCAUGCCGGCACAACAAUGUAAAACGAUGACGAAAUCCACCUGUCUAGCCUUCCUAGUUUCUCUGCUCUCUCUUGUGUUGUGUUCUUCGGCAUCGGCGCCGCCGCCGCAACACACACUGGGCGUCGGCUCCUCCCUGUCGGUGGAAGACCAUGUGUGGCCAUUCCUGGUGUCCCCUAACGCCACUUUCUCCUGUGGCUUCCGCGAAGCCGGCGACAACGCCUUCUCCUUCUCGGUCUGGUACACCGACGCCGCGGACAAGACCGCCGUAUGGACGGCCAGCCCCGGCGCCCCGGUGAACGGCCGGGGCUCCAGGAUCUCGUUCCGCCGCGACGGUGACCUGGUCCUCGACGACGCCAACGGGACCACGGUGUGGGAGAGCAAGACGAGUGGAAGGGGCGCCCUGACCGUCUCCCUCCUUGAAACCGGCAACCUCGUCAUCAGGGACCCGUCGACUGUUGGCCGCAACCUAUGGCAGAGCUUCGACUGGCCGACCGACACGCUGGUCCCGACGCAGCCACUGACGAAGGACAAGACGCUGGCCGCCGUUUACUUCAACCUCUACUACGACAACGACAACGUGCUGCGGCUCCUGUACGAGGGUCCGGAGAUAGCGAGCAUCUACUGGCCAAAUCCGAGCAACGAUGCCUUCCAGAACGGCCGGACAACUUACAACAGCUCGAGGAUCGCCAUCCUCGACGACACCGGCGUGUUUCUGACGAGCGACAACCUGCGGGUGGAGGCCUCCGACCUCGGCCCCGGCGUCAAGAGACGGCUGACCAUCGACCAGGACGGCAACGUGAGAAUCUACAGCCUGAACGCGUCAACCAGGGGCUGGACGGUGACAUGGGCGGCGCUGGCGCAGCCGUGCUCCGCACACGGGCUGUGCGGCAAGAACGCGAUCUGCGAGUACCGGCCAAGCCUCAGAUGCUCAUGCGCGCCUGGGUACGAGAUGAUCGGCCGGCUUAACUGGCGAAAAGGGUGCAAGCCCAUGUUCAGCGUCGCCAAAUGCAGCCAGCAAGAAGCGCUGGAUCAGCGGUUCAAGUUCGUGAAGGUGCAGCACACCGACUUCUUCGGCUACGACCUCGGGUACAACAAAUCAGUCACGUUCGAGUACUGCAAGAAACUCUGCUUGGAGAUGUGCUUGUGCGCCGCCUUCUCGUACAGGCUUGAAGGCCAAGGCGUCUGCUUCCCGAAAGGCGUGCUGUUCAACGGCUUCAGGUCUUCGGGUUUCUCCGGGACCAUCUACCUCAAAGUUCCUCUCGAUUUCGACGCCUCGGCACCGCUGGUCGCCGCACGGAGCACCGCAGGCCUCGCCUGCAAUCCUAACGGUCCCCAGAUCGACCGAGGAUCACCAGACACGUUCGGGAGACCCAGAAAUGGCACGAAAUGCAAGCAGAGCAUACCCAGCUCACUGGAGGCAGGCUACAGGAUGGUCAGGGCCGCCCAGUUCAGGAGGUUCACGUACCGGGAGCUCAAGGACGCGACGGGGAACUUCAAGGAAGAGCUCGGCCGUGGCGGCUCCGGCAUCGUGUACCGCGGCGUGCUCGAGGGUGGGAAGGUGGUGGCGGUGAAGAAGCUGACGAACGUGGCGCAGGGCGACGAGGAGUUCUGGGCGGAGAUGACGGUGAUUGGGAGGAUCAACCACAUGAACCUGGUCCGGAUCUGGGGGUUCUGUUCCGAGGGCAAGCACAAGCUGCUGGUGUACGAGUACGUGGAGAACGAGUCGCUGGACAGGCACCUGUUCGGCACGGACCGGCCGCUACCGUGGCGCGAGCGGUACAGGAUUGCGCUUGGCACGGCCAGGGGCCUGGCCUACCUCCACCACGAGUGCCUUGAGUGGGUCAUCCACUGUGACGUGAAGCCGGAGAACAUCCUGGUCACAAGGGAGUUCGACGCCAAGAUCGCUGACUUCGGGCUGGCCAAGCUGUCCAAGAGGGACGACGCCGGCGCCGGCGUGCAGCUCUCCCACAUGAGAGGGACGACGGGGUACAUGGCACCGGAGUGGGCGUUGAAUCUGCCCAUCAACGCCAAGGUCGACGUGUACAGCUACGGCAUCGUGCUGCUGGAGAUCGUGAUCGGGAGCAGGGUCUCAGACCAGACGACGGUGGGCGGGGAGCGGCUGGAGAUGCCACAGAUCGCCCAGGCGCUGAGGCAGGUAGUGGCUAGUGGGGACGUCGCGUCGUUGGUGGACAGUAGAUUGCAGGGGCAGUUCCAUCCUCGGCAGGCCUUGGAAAUGGUGCGGAUUUCCUUGUCGUGCAUGGAGGAGAGGAGCAACAGGCCAACAAUGGACGACAUUGCCAAGGCUCUCACAGCGUGCGACGACGAGGACGAGCACCCUGCAUACAGGUCAUGAGUUGUGAUUACCCGGCAAAUGGCACACUAAAUUGAUGAAGUGCAGCUGUAGCACUUUAGCAGGAAGUUCAUCACUGCAACAUCACUUCAUGGUUACUAGCAACUGUUUAUAAUCAUUACAACAAAUAAAAUAAUUGAUGUUUAGAACA